Molecule: messenger RNA, 1242 nt
Organism: Vittaforma corneae ATCC 50505
Lineage: Eukaryota; Fungi; Microsporidia; Nosematidae
Exons: 1
Coding region: 1-1242 (413 amino acids)
Biological process (GO): regulation of membrane potential; proton export across plasma membrane; sodium ion export across plasma membrane
Cellular component (GO): plasma membrane
Molecular function (GO): sodium:proton antiporter activity
Source: RefSeq, a predicted model, not a curated record
AUGAAUGAUGUAAUGAAACUGCUAAUGGCCUCCUCCAUAUUUGUUCUGUUUUACUCAAUGGUGUCCAAGUUUGUCCAGGAUAACUACAAUGUGCCAACCCCAAUUCUUACUCUUCUGUAUGGACUGCUACUAGGUAAGCAUGGCCUAAAGCUGUUGCUACCACACUAUAUCUUUUCAAAGCAUGUGGUGUCCAUUGCAUCAAGAAUCGUGCUUUGCCUCCAAACCAUGGUUGUAUCUCUUUCCCUCCCCAGGAGAUAUAUCUUCACUUACUCAAGAUCGAUAUUCUGCUUAGUAAUCCUUAUAGGCUUCCUUAAGUGUACACUAACAUUCGUCAUUUUGAAGAUGUUUUCUUUUUUGGACAACUCGGCCUGCUGGGCUACUGCUGCCUCGCUUACUCCAACUGAUCCUAUUCUUAGCUCAAGCAUAAUAAAAGGUAAAUUUGCCAAGAAGAACGUUUCAGAAAAGCUGAGACUUCUCCUUAGUGCAGAGUCAGGAAUUAACGAUGGAUUCGGCAUUUUAAUGCUGAGCAUUAGUAUUGACAUACUCAGAAAUCCUAAACUUUUCAACGGAUUGUUUAAUUUCUUCAUAUAUUCGUUGGGAAACAAGGUUGUCCUGUCUGGUGUGCUGGGGUAUAUUAUUGGGCAAGGAGUCCAGAAAAUAUCCAAGUAUAGCUGCAGUCUUGGGUCUAUCAGCUCUGAGAUGAUUGGGAUUCAGACGUUCUGUUUGUGUUUUUUCUGUAUGGCCCUUAUGGACUCUCUGGACGGUUCUGAGCUUAUUUGUAUAUUUUUUGUGGGAAUUGGACUUAAUGAAGAUGAAUGGUAUACUCUUGAAAGAUCCUCAAACAGAAUUGCAGAGAUUGUUGAGAGCACAUUUUGUAAGGUUUUAUUUAUCUUUAUUGGAUCCCUCAUUGAUUUUGACAGAUUUACACUCAGAAUGAUAUUUGUGUGCGCACUUAUAAUUAUUAUUAGAAGACCGCUAAUUUUGCUCUUAUCAUAUAGAACUGUUCCUCUCAUACAGAAUACGAAAGAGGCUCUUUUUAUUGGAUGGUUUGGUCCUGUCGGAGUGGGUGCUUUGUACUACUGCUUACUGUAUGACAAGAAGGUGGACACCCUUACAAUAGACUAUGGAAUAUGUACUGUAUUUCUGAGCAUUUUGAUUCAUGGACUGUCUGUUCCGGUUUACACGCUAUUUAAAAAGACACUGCAGGUAAGCAAUGCCAACACAAUUAAUUUAGAAGCAUGA